Messenger RNA from Chara braunii, 1276 nucleotides. Lineage: Eukaryota; Viridiplantae; Streptophyta; Charophyceae; Charales; Characeae. The record is from the annotation of a GenBank genome assembly.
UCCCUCAUCACUGACAGGGCAUUCUGGGAAGAUUUGAAGAAGCUGUAUCGAGUGAUGAAGGGGCCCUACGAUGUGCUGCGGAUGGUCGACAAGGACAUCCACUGCUUGUCCAGGGUGUACGACGCUGCCGUGGACCUGAAGAAUUGUGUUCUUCAUGCACCACUCACAGACGAUGAGCGGGACAGCAUCUUGCGCGAUGUGGGAAAGAGGACGGACAUGCUUCUCAGCCCUGUUCAUGCCGUGACUCCCUUGUUGGACCCUCGAUUGCAGGACAUCACUGUCUUCAGCAAUCAGGACUUGAUGGCGCAAUUCGAUAACGUGGUGGACCGUCUCGUUGCAAAGAAUGGGAGUCAGAAGUUCACAGACUGCAAAGACCAGCUAUACGACUUCCAAUUUUGCAGAGGGAUCUUUGGUGACGCAGCAGUGUUGAGGAGUGCAGACAAGGACAAUGCAGUGUUGUGGUGGGAGGCACACGGAGGUGGCCAUCCGGAGUUGAAGAUGUUGGCCAUGAAAGUGCUUUCGAUAUGGACCACAUCCUCUCCUGUAGAGAGGAACUGGAGCACGUGGUCCCUCGUGCAGACGAAGAUGAGGAACCAGCUGAAGCACAAGCAUACAGAGAAGCUUGACUGGGUGGACGAGGAUCUUGAAGGCGAGGCAAUUGGCAUGCUCAAUAUGGAGGACGAUGAUGCAGUCAGGCAUGGCGCCACUGGAUCUGAGAGGGACAACACCAACAUCGUCACUGCGCGUCGUGCAACUCAGAGUACUACGCAUGGACCGGAUGUCUUCGAGGAGGAGGAGGAGGAGGAGGAGGAGGAGGAGGAGGAGAGGGAGGAGGAGGACGAGGACGAGGGAGAUGAAUUCCCUUGCGAGGAGUGGCACAGUGACAAGUCCGACUCAGAUACGUCGUGGACGAGGAGAGAGGGCAUUUUACCGUACACACCCGGCCCGCGUUUCAGCCACCUGAUUGCAUCACGGAAUGCUCGGGGCCAGCAAGAGGGCCAACGACAUGAGGAACGACAUGAUGAUGAUGAUGAUGAGGAGGAGGAGGAGGAGGAACACGAGGAGCUGCAGCAGCAGCGGGAGCGGCUGCAGUGGGAGCGGCAGCAGCGGGAGCAGCAGCAGAAUGAGCAGCAGCAGCGGGGGCAGCAGCAACGGGAGCGGCAGCAGCGGGAGCAGCAGCAGUGGGAGCGGCAGCAGCGGGAGUAGCAGCACAAGGAGCAGGAGCAGGAGCAGCAGCACGAGGAGCAGCAGCACGAGGAGCAGCAGCACGAGGAGC